This is a messenger RNA of Venturia canescens, 2511 nucleotides long. It is a transcript of the gene spz4, whose product is annotated as Spaetzle domain-containing protein 4. Gene Ontology annotation, cellular component: extracellular region. Bases 326 to 1870 code for a protein of 514 amino acids. The transcript is spliced from 6 exons. Lineage: Eukaryota; Metazoa; Arthropoda; Insecta; Hymenoptera; Ichneumonidae. Gene Ontology annotation, molecular function: Toll binding; growth factor activity. The record is from RefSeq and is a predicted model, not a curated record. Gene Ontology annotation, biological process: central nervous system formation; innate immune response.
GCUCCGCGAAGAUACGGUCACACUUUCCGGAGCUCCAAUUUCGGCUUCUCUCAUCGAGUCCUAUACGACGGAAAAGUAGUAGCCUUUAUUUUGCGAGCAACCCCCAGUGCGUUUUGUGCUUUGUGACCUGGUGCAAAUAGAGUUUCUGCUACAAACGAGAAUAGACGAAAACUUGGUCGUGCACGGGGAUCACAGCAAGAGAUUUUGAAUUUCCCAGCGGUAUCUUCGAGUUUUUUAUCAAAAAUUUUCCCAUUUUUGUGAUAUUUUCGAGAACAUUUUACUGCCUGACGGUUACGAACGCUUUUCCUUCAUUUCCGUUGCAAUUAUGAGCGCUUUCGUGAUACUGAUUUUACAGUUGAUGCUGAAAUCGACGAAUGGUCAAUUUGGGGGAGGCGGGGGAGGACCCAGUACUUUCGGAUACGAUGGAUCGUCGGCGUGCAGCAAACCGUACUCGAGAAGCGGUCGGGCGCGUUUUGAGAAAUUACCGUGUGACUUUCGUCGACAAAAUUGGUGCACCGUUGCUGGAAGUGCGUAUCCCUGGCACGCGGUCCGUCGUUUCGUGCAAGAGAAUCAGGGCUUGAUGAGGCGGAUGUACGGUGACGAAAGACACAUAAAUAUAUUGAAAGCUGAGUUGGAAAAAAACGACAUAGAAUUGGAAUACGAAGAUCGCUAUCACAGAUACGCGGAAGAUUCGAGAGGAUUUCAGUACGAGGACGAGUACGAGUUCGUGAAUCUCGAAAAUGAGAAUAAUUCGAUGGAGGAUGAGUUACCGAGAAGAAGUAGGAGUUUUGAUGAGACGAACACAGAGAGAGGUAGAAAAUAUAGAAAAACGUCGAGGGCAAAGACACGCUCGGCCGAGUCAACGACAUUCCCGAAUUUAUCGAAUUCAGGAUCGACCACUACGGAUUCUCAAACUCUAACAACUCCGGGAAACACUAAAACCACUGUGAAUAGUGUCGAAAGCGAAUCGGAAAAAUCAUCAACGUUUGCCUCAACCCUGGGUACUUCGACUUCGCAGCCGAAAGAGAAUGAAAAUUCGUCGAGGAACGCGGAGAAAAUAGCUUCGAUCGCUCCCGCUGUGACCCUCGCCGAUUUGGCAAAAAUAAGGAAUUCCAGCAUCAAUGAAAUUCCAGGACAAUCGGAGAGUUUGAAAAAUCAUGGAAUCUUUGACAGUACCGAAUUACCCACAUUUUCGGAAUCACCCACGAGUUCGGAAAAUACUACCGAAAGCAUUAAUCCUUCCACCCCUAAAUCCAUUUCCGUAUCAACCUCCUCAUCCUCUUCGACCCCAACGAUCGAUCGUAUCGAUAAUUCUUCCCUCGAAGAUCAAGACUUUGCCGCGAGUGAACAAGAAAAUCAUCAGCACUUCCGGCCGAGACCCGAAUACAAACCCACCGAGUCGAAACCCGUGACUCCUCACGUCGAGGCGCAAUUAUUUCAAGACGUUGCCACCAAGGAGGAUCAACAGGAACAACCAGUCCUCAAACUUCGAGGAAUAAACGCCUGUCCGGUUAAGGAAGAAGUUGUCGCUCCUUUCUGGGCAAACAACACCCGUGGCGAAGUUCUUGCGCUUUUGAACUUGUAUCCUUUCGAGCAGUACGUUCACUGGGAAAAAUGCACGCACGAAAACAAGCAAAUGUAUUGUCGAGACGGAUGCAAGUGCGAGCAGCAGUAUCGAUUGCACAGAUUGUUGGCCUACGACCCGAAUAACGAAUGUCGUGGAAUAUUCAGCGAUUGGUUCAAAUUUCCGAGUUGCUGCGUUUGUCGGUGCUACGAUCUUCCCAUCGAAUUUCGAGUCACAUCGCGCUCACCGAGGGUUCACAAACAAAAACUGAGACUUCGACCGCCGGGAACGCAUGGCCGAGCUUGAAAAACAUUCUCAGAUCAAAAGAGUGAGUGCGCGUGUGUGUGUGUGCGUGUGUGUGUGCGCGCGCGCGAACUAAUAAGAAUGUGUAAAUAUUGCAAGACAUACGAGAUUGCAAAUCGCACGUGUAUCAUUUGAUCGAAUAGAAAUGACGUUUUACCAAAACUAAAUCUGACAUCUGGACAUGGUUUUGAUCCGUUUGACAUGAUUAUAAAUAUUUUCACAAGGCUAGUGAUUUAUAAGAUUAUUUAUCUCAUAGGAAAAACGUAUAAAAGCUAAACUCACUUACGAUAGGACAAAGGGAGAAAGGACGAUAAGCAUAUGUAUACGUGCUCGUAGUGUACGCCAUUUAUCGUUUAUUUAAUCUCAUCGUUCGAAACAACUUUAUAUACAUAGAGAUAAUAUUUAUAAUAGAUACAGGCACGCGUUUCUGUGUCUUCGACGAUCGUUUCUUCUCUUAUCUCUUUUUCUCCCGUUGAGGGUUCGUUAAAAUGUGAGAAAUACAGUAGGUAAAGUUCGGAUAACGUUGCUAAUGAAUAUUUCAUUAAUAUACUAAAGCUGCCUACGAGUCGCCACUCUUUCAAAGAUUUGCACAAAGAAUUGCUUAAAGUCUCACUAAACGAAAAUAAAUAUCAAUAAAUUCGUCA